AAAAUAAGCAUUCUCUGCGAGUAGCUGUGAGCAUAGGGUGAGUGUUCGAUCGAUGAGAGUCAGAGAUCCGGAGUCCGUCCGAGUCUCCGAGGCUGAAGUGGAGGCAUGGUAUUGUGCUGUCUGCACAGGGGGGAAGAACAUCGCCGCCGCAGCCACAAGCACGCAUGCUGUAAAUUACGUUACUUGCCUCACAUGGAUUGUCUUUCCUUUGAAGUUUAGUCCGCUUUGAAAGAAUUAAGUGGUUAAGCAUUGUGCUGGAAAGCCCUUGAAUACACACCAUUUUCCUCGACAUAGCGCCGGUCAACUAUUGAGUUUUAUCAUUUGGUUUUCAAGCAGCCAAUGCCAUCGAUACCUGUGAUUUGUGGUCGUCACGCACACGAAGAGAUGCGCCGGUGUCGAAUCGUGCCCGCACACGGUAACUCCUGGCUGUUCCGCCGGUCAAUACAGUCGACGUAAUUACAGGGUAACCAACAUAAAACCAUGACAGUGUUUGUGCGGAUCAAAUCACAGGGGUGUAUUGAUUGGACAGACACCGGCUAAUGAAUGAAAUACCUGUGCAGACCCGACAACAUCAAACGAGACACCGGAUGCUUGCGACCAGGAAGGUGUCAGGAUACGGAGUUUAGCUGGUUCUGAAAGUCCACGACUUUUGUAUAUGUUUCUCGCGGACAAUGCUGCUACAUUUCACUCGCACUUGUCCCGACCACUCUCAUCCACCGCGGACAAUGUGAACGGGAGUUUCAGGGAUGCACGUGUGGGCAAUCCAGUCUUACCUGUCCCUGAGUGGAAGUUAGCGUCGCAACAGUGGGGCCGUGCGUGGCCGUUCCAUGUAUAUGGCUUUUCCCUCCUGUUCCUAACAGUGUCCCUGCUCUCUCUGGGUCUAGUGUUCAAAUUCUAUCAGAGGAUUAGAAGAUCAAAGAUUGUCUUGAACACGACGUGUUUGCUGUGCCUCUCGGGACUGUUCCGGAUUCUGUACUUGACCGUGGACCCGUAUGGGUAUUCAAGGAACUUUUCUGGAGUGAUCGUUGGGGUGUUGUCGCAGAUUAUCUACCCUUUCCUUUGUGCCUCGUUCGGACUUAUUCAGAUCAUGCUUUUACGAAUGACCAAAGUUGAUGUGGGGAGAAGCAAACUAAGAAGUUGUACGUAUCUUUUUGCAUCAACUUUAUCCUACCUCUUCUGCAUAGUAUUAGCAGAAGUAAUUGUGUUUUAUGAAGUCAAAGCGAAACUUUUGCUCAUAAUUGACAGUGGUUUUUUUAUUGUGUUAUCCUUAUAUCUAUGCAUCAGUUUCAUCUGCAACGGCUUCCGACUGUCGCAGUAUGCAUCUGAAACUAAAAGAGUCAGGAAGGAAUUGGGCAAUUUUAGCACGAGACGAAUCCAGCCUGGGGUGAGAGCAAGUAAGUCGUCAAGCUCUUUACGUUUAUCCCGUCCAAAACUUCGCAUAACCGACGAGAACCAUAUGACUAUAGCUAUAGCUACUGACGUAGACACGACAUCGUCAUCGGACGAAAAUGGAAACGGGACAAAAAAAGAAAGUAGGAUACAAAUUAAGAAAUUGACUACAUCUGAUGGCGUGGACCCCCCGCAGGAACAGAGCGACCGGUCGGAGACGGAGGUGUUGUUAUCCGAAGAGGAGACACCUCCUCAGGCAAAUUCAGAAUCUUCCACGGGAGUUGACGGUUUACCAAUUACACACCCCCUGCAAACAUUCUCCGAUUUCCAGUCAUUAUCUGACGACGAGGAAAGCAGACGACCUAUGAUCCAGAGGCAGACGACAGUAAACUGUGCGUCAGACCCAGACUCGGAAGAUGACCGUAAAAGGAUAAGGAGUAAGCGGCCACCUGGAGCGAGUGGAACUUUGGAGAAUGGUUACAUGGCGGACACGGAAAUAGUAUUCCAAUCUCCAAAGUCCAGAAGUAGGAACACAAGGGAUAUUCGAGACAAACAGCAGAGUAGGCCAAUCUUGGAGGAUUUUGACAGUACCGACCUUGAACGAAACAGCAGUACAUUGUCUGUGAAUUUCAGGACCAAACCAUCCUCAAUAAGUUUGUUGCGAAUUCGACAGAGUAAGAUGAUUCAGAGAGCGGUCCACAUUACCUAUUCAAUAACAUUCCUAUUCAUGUUUGCGUGUCUAUUGCAACUCUACACAGUGUUUGGAGUGUACGGAGUUCUCAAUUCCUCCUUCGUUCCGGACCCAUGGCCUUGGUACACGUUCCAGACGCUUUUCAGAUCGACAGAGGUGGCCAUCGGUCUGACGUCAACGGGCGUUGUGUACAUCAUUCUCAGUCAUCGAACCGCCAGAGGGCGUCGGAAGGUGCACAUGGCACGUGACCUGGUGUCUGAUUGCGUUGUGUGACAGAUCUUCUUUGAAGCCAGUUUCUGUCAAAGGUCAUGCCGUGAGACAGUCGACUCUAACAUCAACCCUAUGGUGACCUUUCAUGAGCGUGUAGCAUUCCGCUAUCUGUGAUUUCACUGCGCAAAGUUGACGAAAAUAAACCGAACAUUUUGCAGCAUGACAAGGUCCUCUCAAUUCGAGAUAAGGAAUAUACCACACGUGGGGACUUUUUAUGCAUUAUUUUCUAUGUGGGAUAACACAAACAUGUAUAUAGAUGAUUAGAUACAUGUAACGGUUGUGAAUUCAUACACGUUUCGGGGACUACUUUUUUACAUCACGUGACCAGGUGAACCUGGUGUCAAUAUUUUUUAUAGAAUGAUUUUUAACCUAAGGCCAGUAAACGUUUCCUUUUUACCAUUUCUUCUUUGGGAAAACGGAGGUGGACCAUAUACACAACACCAAGACAGCAGCUGUAUUCUAAGUUGAGCUGGGUUGUUUAGGGCUAAUGUUUAUUAUUCUAUAUGUCAUUCCAGUAUUUAUGUUAUAUUUAUUUAUUGUAAGUUCGUUAUGCCGAUCUGUCAAGUAUUUUUGUGUUGACUCCCAAGUUCAUGAACAUGGUAGUAACUGACUACCCUUGGUCAACUCAUUUUAUAAGUCAUCAAAUGUCCUAUUAUAAGGUGGCACCAGUGUAACACUCUCAUCAACUGCCUAUCUCGAACUACGUAUACCUCGACACAUACGGUGGUGUCCGAGGAUUUCUUUAGAGAUUUUACACUGUAUAUCUGUCUCAUAAUAAUAACGGGUCUUGUAAGUAAAUGCUUAAGUAGGUAUGGUUUAGCGCCGCUUUUAUCAAUAUUCUAGCAGUAUCUCAGCGUGGGAUAAAAGGAUUGGAUCAUACAAUGUAUCCAUAUGAAGUAUCCAACAAGAGAUUUUCGAAGUGACAAGCAAACGAUGUGACCACCGGACCAACCAGUCGAUGUAAUGCUAGUCGGGCAGAUAUUUCGACAAUGGGCAUGUGAACCCAGUACGAAACUAUGAAUAUGAAAUAUAUUGCCGAUUGGUAAAUGGCAUCUAACAAGCACUGGAUUAUCUGGUCCAGAUCCCAUUGUUCACAUGCCGCCGCCGUCGUAUGGCAGGAGUAUCGCUGAGUACGCCGUUAGGCAACUAUCAAACACUUAUUUUUUUAAUGAAAAAUGUGUGAAUGGCGGGUACUGCAAGUAACGCAGGACACGCUUACUCUAUUCGCGAACACCUGGUGUCAUCACUGAUUUUCAGUGAUCCAUUCAUAUAAUUUCGUUCCUAGUUUGCCUGUUGCGCCCAAUGGCAUCUGUUGGGCAGAUAAUCGACACUAGUAACACGCCCAAAUGAAAUUGGAAGCAUUUUUAAUCAGAGCCCAGAUUCAAAAAAGCGUUCUUUGAUCAAACCUGCAAAUAAGGAAGAGAAUAUAUGGAUGUCAUCUUCUUUAUUAUGAGGAACACAGCGUUUCGGAGUAUAUGCUUAUUCCUUCAUCAGGUGAAAGAAUGUUAUGAGGCAGAGAGCAUAUAUAUUUACAUGU
Molecule: messenger RNA, 3887 nt
Organism: Haliotis rufescens (red abalone)
Lineage: Eukaryota; Metazoa; Mollusca; Gastropoda; Lepetellida; Haliotidae
Exons: 2
Coding region: 656-2353 (565 amino acids)
Source: RefSeq, a predicted model, not a curated record